Molecule: messenger RNA, 1219 nt
Organism: Ooceraea biroi (clonal raider ant)
Lineage: Eukaryota; Metazoa; Arthropoda; Insecta; Hymenoptera; Formicidae
Product: transcriptional regulator ERG homolog
Biological process (GO): regulation of transcription by RNA polymerase II; cell differentiation
Cellular component (GO): nucleus
Molecular function (GO): sequence-specific DNA binding; DNA-binding transcription factor activity, RNA polymerase II-specific
Source: RefSeq, a predicted model, not a curated record
GUCCGCAUCGCGCGAGCCGGCAGUGUCGCUUGGAGCGGGUCGGCAAGAUGAUCGACACCCUCACCGGCGCGCAUCCCACGUACAGUACGCUCGUGCAGACGACGGACAUCGGCGCGAGACGUUAAUAAGAGUACGCGUUAAGAGUACGUUCGCGGCGCGCCGUCCUCCGAGGCGUCGUCGCGUCGUUGCUGAUAUGACCACGUUUCCCGUCAACACGUUGUCAUCGUCGUCGCGCCUCGUGCCGCAGCAACCAAUCCGGAAGUCGGCGACGACGGUGCCACGAUAAAAGCGGGCGGCCGGCCGCGUGAACGGACACCGUCGCAGCUGGAGGCAGCCAGAACGGGGGUUGCGGCGCGGACACCGCAUCGCGCGAUGCUGGACCUCAAGAGCAGCGGGACCACCGCGGCGGAGCUACCACGCACCACGGCGUUCACCAAUCUAUCCAUGCUGUUCGCCGAUGCUGGCAGCUCUUACAAGGGAGGCUGGAGCCACGCCACAUCGCCGGCACCUGGUCAGGGCUAUGGAAGCGGCUUAUCGAAAUCAGCAUUGGACACGCACAGCCAUCUCAGGCAGCCUGAUCCCUACCAAAUGUUCGGGGCGACGAGCAGCCGGCUCGCGAGCUCCGGUUCCGGUCAGAUACAGCUCUGGCAGUUUCUACUCGAGCUUCUGUCGGACUCGAGUAACGCCGCGUGCAUCACGUGGGAAGGAACCAACGGCGAAUUCAAGUUGACCGACCCCGACGAAGUGGCGAGACGAUGGGGCGAGAGGAAGUCCAAGCCUAAUAUGAAUUACGACAAACUGUCGAGGGCACUGAGGUACUACUACGACAAGAACAUCAUGACGAAGGUGCACGGCAAGAGGUACGCAUACAAGUUCGACUUCCAGGGGCUGGCGGCCGCGACGCAGCCGGCGGCGGCCGACCCGGCAGCGUACAAGUACCAGAGCGAGCUGUUCAUGUCCGGCUACGGGCAUGCCAAGCUGAACCUCAUGCCGCCACCGGCAGCGUCGGUUUCGGUUUCUGUUCCCGGUGGCCUGUUUCAAUCGGCGUCGAGCUACUGGUCGACGAGCCCGGGCGCCAACUUGUAUGCCGGCCAUCACACGGCCUCCGGACACGUGCCACCACAUCUCGGCACCUAUCCGCAUUACGCAUGACCCGCCGCCGAGCACUGGGGUGCUGCCCUGGGCACGCCGCGUUGAAGGGUUUUUACCGGAAAGAAAA